CCUUCCCCAACAAACCCUAGGAGAGGUCUGGGCAUUGGCCGAUCCGGAUAACAACGGCUUUUUGACCAAAGAAGCAUGGUACGAAGCUGCUCGACUUAUAGGAUGGGUACAAAAAGGUGGAAAAAAUCAAGUUGAAGAGAGCUUGAUGUCAAUACCUGGACCUUGGCCUAGUUUUAAAGGUUUCAAACCUCCUCCUAAUGCUCCAUCUAAUCAAUUCACUUCUCAAACACCUAUAUCAACUCAGAACACGGGUCAAACGCCUUUGACGGCCAAUAGUACAGGAUCGGGAUUACCACCGUUGACUCAAGCGGAUAGAACAAAGUUUACCAGGAUCUUCGUGGGAUGUGGACCUCAGAAUGGUUUGGUCAGUGGUGAUAAGGCUAGAGAUGUGUUUGUGAAGAGUCAUCUGAAUUAUGAGAAACUUGGAAAGAUAUGGAACCUCGCCGACACUCAACAGCGAGGCUCGCUGGAUUUACCAGAUUUUAUUAUCGGAAUGUACCUCAUCCAAUCUUGCAUGGCCAACCCCUCGCUCACCCUCCCCGCCACUUUACCCCCGGGAACAUACGAGAUUGCUUCCGGUGGACGACCUCCUCCCCCUCCUCCCACUGAAUCUCCUCUAGCGAGACAACAUACCGGCACUGCUAGCCCUGUCCGAGCACCUGCUGUAUCUGCACUGGGUAAUUCGGCCUUUGCUCCUGUUAGACAGAUGACGGCCCAGCAACCAGCGUGGGACGUGACACCAGAAGCAAAGGCCAACUCCGAUCGCUUCUUCGCUCAACUGGACAGUCAGAACAAAGGCGUCAUCGAUGGGGACAUAGCUGUACCUUUCAUGAUACAAAGUCAACUCGAUGAAGGUACUUUGGCUACCAUAUGGGAUCUCGCCGACAUUCGAAAAGAAGGAAAGCUCACUCGAGACGAAUUCGCAGUGGCCAUGCACUUGAUCAAUUCGAAAUUGGAAGGUAAAGACUUGCCAACGAUCCUUCCACGCAGUCUUGUACCCCCAUCCCUCAGAGGACAAUUUGACAGUGGCCCGCAAGAGGUGCUCAGCUCUACCGGACCAGCCAGCGCUACCAAGGACUUGUUCGAUUUAUUCAGUGAUGAACCCGCCCAAGUCUCGGCGACCGCGUCCAAUUUCGGAACGUCUGCUCCUGCUCCAGCACAACGACAACCAUCCGGUGUUCAAGCUCUACAACCCACAACCUUCUUGUCACAGCCUCCGACCAGACGAGGUACUGGUCAGCCAGCUGCAAGACAACUUUCUCCAGCUUCAACCGGUCAGCAACAGAGUGUAUUCCAAGCAGCCCCCUUUGUUGCACCUACACAACCUCCGGGAGAUCUUCUGGGUGACGAUACCGCCCAGGCGGCACUUUCAGUAUCGAACAAUUCCGUCGAAUUGGGCAACAAACAGAACCAAUUGGCCAACACCACUCGAAAUCUCGAAGGAGUCACCAAGACUCGCGCGGAACUUGAAGCCACCGCCGCCUCAUCAGCUAAACAGAUUGAAGAGCUUGAGAAGAAACUCAGCGAAGCUAAAGCGAAAUACGAAACGGAAACUCAAGCUGUCGCCGACCUUCGUAUCCGCGUUGCUCAACAAGCAGAGCAGUUGAAGAAGAUUCAAAGCGAGGUCAUCUCCGCUGAAUCUGACCUUUCGGCAAUGCGGUCGGAGAAGGAUGAGCUGGGGCAAGCUCUCCUUAGGGAUAAAGAGGAAGUGAGGGGUUUGCAGAAAAUGAUGAAGGAGAUCGAAGAUGAAAAAGGACCUCUGAAAGCUCAAUUGGAGAAGGUCAAGAAAGAAGCUCGACAACAAAAGGGAAUGGUGACGAUCGCAAAGAAACAGCUAUCUACUGCAGAAGCAAGUAGGGACAGCCUCAAAGAGGAGAUUGUCGAAGAGGAAAAAGCUACCGCUGAGCCUGAAAUUCAUCCAGAAACGGAAUUAGCACCUACACCAUUCGACAGUCAUCGAACGGUUUCUCCACCUGGUUUCGCGGUCGCCGCAGCUGUCCCAUUACCGGCUACACCUUCGGCUCUCAGUCCUGUCCCUACGGGCGUAUCGCAACGAUCGAACAAUCCUUUCGAACGUCUAAAAGCUGCCGCUCAAGCGCAACCCCCUGCGCCCGACUCACCCACAGGUCCGAUAUCGCCUGCGAUCGAGACUAGUAGCCCCUCCAUGGG
Messenger RNA from Tremella mesenterica DSM 1558, 2169 nucleotides. RefSeq lists its product as uncharacterized. The record is from RefSeq and is a predicted model, not a curated record. Gene Ontology annotation, molecular function: calcium ion binding; protein binding. Lineage: Eukaryota; Fungi; Basidiomycota; Tremellomycetes; Tremellales; Tremellaceae. The annotation marks the transcript as partial. Gene Ontology annotation, cellular component: plasma membrane; cytoplasm. The transcript is spliced from 6 exons. Gene Ontology annotation, biological process: endosomal transport; endocytosis.